CCUUCCACUCCCGGCAGGGAUUUUCUCUUUAGUUUCGAAACAAUGUGUGAAAGCCUGCUCUGCAGAAACAGUAGCCUCAGUAAGUUUAAGGAUGACUGAAGCCGUUUCCUCUCCCGGCGAGGUUUAAGAACUACGGAGGGAUGAACGGAGUUAGACCUAUCGCUGCGUUCCUAGCAGCCAUCCUAUUACAGCCCUGAAUAAAAGCAGGAAUGGCAUGUCUGGCCCGGGUUAAUAAACCCUGCGGAGUGCAUGCCUAAAAGCGCUACGAAACAGCCUUAAGUCAGCUGGAGAAAACUAAUUUCAAGCAUGGCUGUCUAGCGUGCCUGUCAUCCCUAUUAUCCUUCCCAACUCUUUCAGACAUUUUGAGCAGCGAGAAGUAAGCGAUGAGUUAGCAGGGGUUGUGACAUUAAUGGUCCAAAAAGGUUCGGGCACCGGGAGGGGACGAUGACAGCACUUAACAACCGGUGGCAGUUCGGAGGAUUCCGCUGGAUCUCUGUUUGUUAGUAACCUCGGAGGAAGAUGUGACAGCUCUCGGAGAAGCAAACAGCAAGAGCGCAGCGUGGGAAAUCAGCGAGCAGCCGGAGACGAACGGGAGCGUCUCUCCAGCACGUUCUUGACUCAGAAAAGCAAAUACCACCCAAGGACAAAGUGGUCCCAUGGAGGUGACUGAGGGAAAGGCUGGGAAGCCCCUGAUUCCACAGCAGCACGGGCAAGGGUACGCGGGGACGAGCGAGCGCUGGAGAAAGAGCGGCACGCCUGCCCCCGCACAGCCCUGACGUUCCGGGGCGCAGAGGCUGAACGGGCAGCGAGGUGCUCUUCACAGCACAGUACUGGGACUGCCCCAGCCCUGGGCUCGUUUUUCUGCCUGACUCCCGCAGCUUUCUUCCGAGGAGCAGGUGAGAGGGAUGAGCUUUGCCAAAUGACGGAGGAGGCACCUACUCCACACGGAGCAUCCUGCCCUCGAGGAAAUAGCCAUCAUGCCCCAGAGGAGCCAUGGCAGCCAAGGAUGCGCAGGCAGAGCGGAUUUCAAGAGGAGUUUUUAUAAACGUGGGGAGAACAAGGAGCUUCGUGAAAUAAAGUUUGGAGAGAGACAGCUCAGCUUUUUUUGGGUUGAGUUUAUUCAGAGGGUCUUCACACCCACUUCCUUCUGACAGCUUGUUUCUGUGUCGUUGCUGAAUUCUGGUGCUUUGCCUCUAUUUAAAAACCAAAAGUAAUUAAAACUUCCUGGGAACUGUGAAAGCAGCAAGAAACACUUGGACACAUUGAGAGACAAGAUAUUUGGAAGCCUUCUGCUGGUAGAUAGUCUGUUUUCCCAAAGGCGGCAACUACAGAAGUUCAUAGAUGAGAGGGAAAAUCUCCCUGUCACAUCCCAUUGAAAUCUCCAUUUUAGGCACUGCUGCGCCUCUGCUGCUCAGGUCCUUCCAUCGUCCCACUGCAGCGAGCAGAGCCAACACUGGGCAACCCUCUAAAAUGUUUAUUUGGACCAGUGGCCGGGGAUCUACAUCUUACAGACACGAUGAGAAAAGAAAUAUUUACCAAAAAAUCAGGGAUCACGACCUACUGGACAAAAGGAAAACAGUCACAGCCCUAAAAGCUGGAGAAGACCGGGCCAUACUCCUGGGGCUGGCCAUGAUGGUGUGCUCUAUCAUGAUGUACUUCCUGCUGGGAAUCACGCUGCUACGCUCCUACAUGCAAAGUGUCUGGACAGAAGAGACUCAGUGCUCGCUUCUCAAUGCAUCCAUCACAGAAACCUUUAACUGCUCAUUUAACUGCGGCCCAGAGUGCUGGAAAAUCUCUCAGUACCCCUGCCUGCAGGUGUAUGUUAAUCUCACCUCUUCUGGCCAGAAGCUUCUUCUCUACCACACCGAGGAAACAAUGAAAAUUAAUUCUGAGUGUUCGUACAUCCCCAAGUGCGGGAAGAACUAUGAGGAGUCCAUGUCGCUGGUGAACGUCGUGAUGGAAAACUUCAGGAAGUACCAACGCUUCUCCUGCUUCUACGACCCCGAGGGCGUUCAGAAGAACGUGAUCUUAACCAAACUGUACAGCUCCAACGUGCUGUUCCACUCCCUGUUCUGGCCCACCUGCAUGAUGAUCGGUGGGGUCGCCAUCGUCGCCAUGGUAAAGCUGACUCAAUACCUUUCCCUGCUCUGCGAGAGGAUCCAAAGGAUCAGCAGAUAGGAAAGGAGACUCCUCUGAAAACUCAAUGACAGCGAAAAUACUGUUUUUCUCAUUCUUCACCAAAGAACCUUAAGUUUGUAACGUGCAAGUCUGGUAUAAGUUCCUUACUAUAUUCUUCUAAGUAGAGCAAUAAUGCAAAAGCUGUUCUAUAUGCAAACAUGAUGUUAUUAUUAUGCAGACAACUGAAAAAGUUACUGUUUUGUGUUGACCGUCUCUAUGAUCUUGUUUUCUGCUGGGAUUAGUACUUUCUUUUCUACAGCCAAGAUAGGGCUCAGUGUGACUGUUGGCCAAGCUUUUGUCAAUUGAUGUUCUCGGUGUAAAAGAUUCUGGGGAAAUUCACUGCUGGACAAAGGGCAGCCGACCACUUGUGCAUCAUUGUGGUCUCACACCUGGCUCAGUCCAUUUGAUGGAUUUGUGGCUUUGGUUUUUUAAUA
Hirundo rustica (Barn swallow) is the source of this 2612-nucleotide messenger RNA. Its product is annotated as calcium-activated potassium channel subunit beta-2. The record is from RefSeq and is a predicted model, not a curated record. NCBI's taxonomy places the organism in Eukaryota, Metazoa, Chordata, Aves, Passeriformes, Hirundinidae. Gene Ontology annotation, cellular component: voltage-gated potassium channel complex; membrane. Gene Ontology annotation, biological process: detection of calcium ion; potassium ion transport. Gene Ontology annotation, molecular function: calcium-activated potassium channel activity; potassium channel regulator activity. The coding region runs from base 1342 to 2178 and encodes 278 amino acids. The transcript has 6 exons.